UCUUGAGAGAUACCCAGUUGGAGGAGCAAGAAACCUCAGCGAGACAAUAAGAAUAUUAAAAAGUAUAUAAAUAUCCGAAAAGCAAAGAUAUCGCCGCAAGUUACACGGUUCUCAAUCGGUGCAGAAAAAACAACAACAAAGCUACAGCAAUGAUGAAGGUUUUGGUUGUGUCCCUGUUCGCUCUCGUGGCAUCUUCGGUCGCUGCCCCUCAUGGCUUCGUCCUUCAGAGACAAGACACCACCGGAGGGCCCUUCACGUGGCUCUCGGCCCUGAAGGAAGCGCACGCCAGGGGAAGCGUCCUGGCACCCGUCACCGUCCCAAGGGCCUCUGUUGUCGUAGGGCCUCACCGUGGAUUCACAUUCUCCAGCAACAAGCCCCUCUCCCAGUGGCUCCACGGUGUAGUUCAGUCCGCUGUGGCAGGACACAACUCCCUGCACAAAUCCCUCGCCUUUGCCCCAACUGUCAACCGUUACCAUGGCUCUUUCGUCGUCCCUGCUCGCGGAUUCCCUCAAAUCCCUGUAGUUCCCACGACCUUUACUGUCACCAGGACCCACUCUAUCCCCUCUAUCACCACGACAAACUCUGUACCGAAGACCACCACGACCACCACCGUCCCCAUGACCACCUCCCCCUCGACGACCACCACCACCACGACCUCCAUUCCCUCGACCACCACCACCACGACCUCCGUUCCCUCGACGACCACCCUCCUUCCCCGUAGCCUCGAAGGGGACACCGACGUGAACUACGUGGGCCCCGUCCCCCGAGAGAACCCCAACGCCGAGGUCUUCGACGAGGAGCUGGUGAGGGAGGACGCCCGCAGGCACUUCGACGGCGUGUCCGAGGAGUUCGGUGAAGCCCAGCCUGGGUCGCCGGAGGUCGUUAGGUCACAGCCCGUGGAUUCCGAGCCUACAGACACGCCCUUCUUGUAAAGUGCCGUAAUGAUACGUAAUAUUACGGUCAUAUAACCAAAGCGUGCCAUAAAGUUCGUUGUCACACUGCACUGGUGACGCUAGCGAUCGACCUUGGCACAGUGCCAUAAAUAUAUCUCAAGGAAAUGUAUUCCCCGUGCCCUGUGCCCCUUGGCUUACCCAGACAUAACGAAGCAGCUCAUUAUUUAUUAAUUUCUAUGUCCAUAAAGCCUUAAGAGGUCACAUAACUAAACGCAAACUUGCAUUGUUAUGUAAGAGUCGCGGAAUACAUUUCUUGAUACACUUUCCUAAGUCUAAGAUCCUGUACGUUAAUUAUAUUGUUUGUUAUCUUUUUUUAAAUAAACAAUUAAUUCCCAAAUAA
This is a messenger RNA of Penaeus vannamei (Pacific white shrimp), 1293 nucleotides long. RefSeq names its product mucin-2. The record is from RefSeq and is a predicted model, not a curated record. Lineage: Eukaryota; Metazoa; Arthropoda; Malacostraca; Decapoda; Penaeidae.